AUGAGCUCGAGGGCUACGAGGACAUCGUCCAAGGGUCUCUAUGGCAAGAGCCAGACCCGCCUCAAGCCCCCGGUCGCCCGAAUCAAGGAGCGUGAUCGAAGUGAUGCCCAUCUAGUCGAGAAGAGUUCGCAAGAGACAUCACCAAGCUCAAGGCUCCGUGAAGGGCUCCCAUCUAUGAGGAGUGCCUUCAUGACCAUCAACAGCGACCUUAACUCCGAAGAGCCAAGUCAAGUCUCUGGAGCUAUCGCUGUUGGACCUACAUCUAGUCCACCUGACUCAAUGCUCCUCCAUGAAGUGAGUGUUACCAGUCCCCCCAUUCAAGGCAGACCCAAUGAGGGAUCUACCACACCUAUUGUGAACAUCGACCCUGCUCCACCAGCAAUAUGUUCUGAGAUCAGGCAUAAGCCUGACUCUAUCGAGGCCGAGCAUCUCAUGACUUCGCCAUUAAGACCGAUCCGAGCCCCUACGGAUGGCCCCACAGUGGGGAGCCCGAGGACGGCAGAAAGAUUGAUGAGUGACGAAUCUAUACCAUGUUCUGUGCCUAUUAUUGCGUGUUCUAACCAGUUUCAACCGUGUCAGUACGGGUAUUCAAUUAGUCACAUCUACCACGAGACCAAAGGUAAGACCGAUGAGCGAAAGCCUAGACAUGAUCUAGGGUUAGUAGCGCCCCUUCAGUGCCCCCGGUCGGCACGGUCUUGUGGCUCUGAACCCUCACACUGCCAAGGCGGUCCUUAUCAGGAUCUACCUUAUAGAUCCAAUCCGGUCCAUGACGCCUACAACGCUGGCGAUCAUACUGAGACUGGUGGCAGUGAUAAUGGUGGUGGCUACUUAACUGGUGGUGGUAAUGGUGGUGGUUAUCUAACUGGUAAUGGCGGUGGUUAUCUAACUGGUAAUGGUCAUGGUGGUGGUUACCUAACCUCUGAGGUUUGUGGCCAUCAAACUGGUGAUGGUACUGGUGGUCAUCAAUAUAACAAGACCAGUGGGCUUACUCAAGUCACCUUCGGUCAUAUCUCUAACCCUAGUGUUAUGAGUGCUAAUUAUCUAAGUAGACACGAUCUACACGGCAACGGUUGUUACGAUUGCCAGGGCCCCCAAGGGGGUUCCGGGAGAGUUGUUCAACGCUCUUCACCAAACUUCGGAGUCAAUGACCCCAACUAUGAUGUUCUACAUAGGCAUCAUCUAUAUGAGUCGGCAGCUAAUGCACCUACUGUCCAAGCUCAUUCUGAUAUCAUUGUAUCUAAUUUACAUCGCAAUCAACCUCAACAGUGGAGACUAUCCACUGAGGCUGGUGAUGUUUGCAAUGGUGCAUCUGGUGAUCCAGCGACUGUGCAAGGAUCAACCUUUAUGGAAUCACAGCAGAUUCCUCAUCGACGGCAACAUCGAUCUAUCAAGCGCGAUGGUCCCCUCGAUUCGAGCCCUGAGAGCUCACACGGAAAAGGCAGCUCUGCCACAUCUAGUCCGAGAAGUACUAUAGCUGGCCGUGGUGAGCGACUCAGGCGAUCAAAGAACAUCAAGCCUCGUACGUCAUCUAGAAGGUAUCGGUCGUCAUCAUCGUCAUCUAGUAGUGCUCGUGAAUCGUCAUAUUCGUCAAGCUCAUCUAGUGAUGAAGGUUCACGACACCGACACCGAUCUGACCGAGGUGGGAAAUUCUACGUUCCGGCGAAGCGAUCUAUUGCUGGGUACUACUCUAAGUGCCCGGGUUGCCAUAAGAAGCCUUGCAUAUCACGCAUUAUUGACAAGGACUUCGACUCAGCGGCAUCUAAUGCUGCUAAGGCCAAAUCCAAAUCUAUGUUCAUCGGUUAUGAUGACGAAAGAAGCGGCACUAUGUUCUGCCGUGAGAUCGACUUCGCUAUGGAGGGUCACAAUGCCGUCACCCGUUAUCUAUGGGCUAAGAAUAACAUCGAUGCCGGUCUAUGGCGUAAGCUAACUAAUGCGACCGAGCCACCGGCUAGAUGUCAUCAAAGCUAUGAGCAUCAUUUACGUCGACUUUGUCGUAAACUACGCAAAACUUUCGACACGGAUGAGGCUUUGUCUCGAGCCGAGUACAAAUUCAACACUUGUACCCAGCGAUCUAGCGAGACAUUAUUCCAGUUCAUAUCGAGGCUAGAAACUCUAGCUGACGAGCUGGUAUAUCUACGAGCUGGGCCGAGAGAGUCUACCCUCAAACGACGUCUGUAUGAUGGUCUAUCAUCCAACGAUCUGAAGGAGAAGGUCGAGACCAAGGUGGGCAACCACAAAAUAUCAUAUAAGAAAUUUGUGGAUCGACUGUCAGAGCAUGAGAGGAGGCGUCAGGGCCGACUCCAACGCUCAUCUACGGUCAACAAGCCCAGUGGUAGAUCGACAGGUCGUCUACAUGUCAUCGAGUGUGAAGACGAUCCUCAAGAAGAGACCUAUUGCCAUGCCGUUGGCAGCGAUGCCUUAUCUAUAAAGUGCUAUCGGUGCCUCCAGAGCGGUCACCCAGCUCGACUCUGUACUGAGCCCAAGGUGGUCGAUCUACAGAAGAGGUGCUCUAAGUGUGGCAAUCCAGAGCAUCAAGAGACAGACUGCAAGGUCCCAGUCAACAGGUUAUUCUGCCAACGUUGCCUGAAGAAGGGACAUCUAGCAUAUGUCUGUACUGCUCUUACACCAGCAGAUCAACCGAAGAAGGUGGGACCUAAGCCUAAGAAAGACUUCGGUAAGGGGAAAUCUAAAAAGAUUAACCCUCCUCAAACACCCCCAUCUAACUCUACGGUUAUCCCUUCUGGAGCUGGUGCGAACGUCAUCCAUGAGGAUAACGCCUAUGAUGGACUAUGCAUAGAGCCUGUAACAUCUAGCGAUGUCGACGUUCCUUUUCGAGCCAUGGCCUCUACUGUUCCGCCAGUAUCUAAUCGCUCAAACCAUAGAGUAUCUAUGGUGGUAGGUGACCUAUGUGUGUACGGAACCACUCGACCCGUACUCUUCGACACGGGCGCAGAUAUCAGCCUGAUUGCUCUAUCUACUCUGAAGAAACUCGCUCCCAACAAGAAGAUUACUAUCCCACCUAAGUCCUCUAUCGGAAGAGUCCAUGUUGCUAAUGGCGGGCAACUAGACAUCUUAGGUAAGGUCAGUCUACCCAUCGGGAAGGGCACCUACACUGUCACCGAUACCUUCUUGCUAGCAUCCGACCAUCUAAGCACACCUAUCAUUAUAGGCUGCUCCACGAUGGCCAAGCUACAUGCGGUUAUCUCCUUCAAACCGGAGGGAUCUAUCGAGGUGAAGAUCGGCCAUACAUCCACUACGACCCCACAAGUGGAGCCUUGUGAUCUAGUAUCCCCCAGAUCGGUGGAGUACAUACGCAAGGUAGGCAUCAUGAACGUCAUGGGCGGUCGAACGUCGAGAGACGAAGAUCUACUAUCGCUCUCCGCCAAAGGGACCCGAAAUCUAAGCCAGUCCUACGAUUUGAUCGAUACGCUCAAGGCAUAUAAAUCGCUGAACUCUGAGUGUGGUAUCUACCCUCAAAUCGACGACGGUAACCUCGACGACUCUCUAUGUGUAUCAGAAGAGACCGUGAGCUCUGGCGAAAGUCUACCUACCAUCAAUAGGGACGACCUACCACCUCAGCAAGCCAUCAUCCGAGAAUGGGUUGCAGAUAGCUCGGCCCCUCUAGGACGAGCUAGACCUCAAGUGCCGUGGAGAAGUCCAACAUCUAGGCCGCGAUAUAACUAUCAUAUGGCUAGGAAACGAGGAUUGGCAUCUAUUAAGGCCAUCACGGGUGAGCGGAUGGAAAUGUUCCAUCGGGCACUCGAUGGUUACAUAUCCAAGGGUUUCUGUGCUAUCGUCAAGGAUAAUCGCCUCGACCCAUCUAAGCCAGAAGCAUCUACGUGCCAAUCUGUCUGGGAGAAGCUGAGUAAGGGCACCCCUUAUCAAGGGUCACUCGCCCCUCUGCCAGAGCACUUCACAGCUAGUCAUCUAGUCUACCGAGACCAACAUCCAACUACGCCUUGCCGUAUAGUCUUAGACUAUAGAGAGGCAAAUCUAUACUCUCUAAGAGGCGGUUAUCCACAGAAUAGUCUACAUGGUACUCUACUCUUAUUGAGGUCAUCUAAGUACUUCGUUGCCGGUGAUUUGAGUAAAGCAUUCUGUAGAAUGCAAUCUAGCCGUGCAGACGUACCCUAUGUGGGGUAUACCUGUAUUGGACCUUUCACGGUCCUAUGGUCACGUGUUGGAUUUGGAACUAGGGCGGCACCUAAUAUGUUGGAUAGUGUUGUGGAUGAUACCAUCGACGAGAUCUACGACUUGAGUCAACUAGCGGCUGAAAUCGAUGGAGACACUUUCGAAGUCGCUGUGAAAAGUAUCGACCCAGGAAGGAUCAAGAGUGUAUUACUCUAUCCUUCGGAAGAAGGCUAUGACUAUCUAUGUGACGGUCCACCUAUACCGAGCCACGUGAAGAUGCUAAAGUUCGUUGAUGACAUCUACGCUUUAGGAUCUACAGUUGCUGAAGCUCAACGCAACUACCGAUUUGUAUCAUACCUACUCAAAGGGCAUGAUCUACCCGCUGAAGACCUGAAGAAGUUCGAGAACUGGAUCUGCAAAUCUGUAGCGGGUAUCGAGACACGUGGACAUCUAUUAGGGUACGACUAUCUACCGUCUAACGAUGGCCUCUAUCCCACGAUGUCUGCUAAGCCACCUGAGGGCCUUACAUAUAUGAGCAAGCGCUCAUCUAGUAGCAUCCUGGCUUCUCUCUAUGAUCCAUUGGGUCUAAUCAUAGAACAGGAUAUUCGAGCUAGAUCUCUAUGGCGGCGAAUCUGCCAGGAGAUCAAAGAGUGGGAUCAAAUGAUCCCCUAUCAGUUACAGCAGCAGGUUGUUAGAUGGGCCUCCGAAACUACCCAAGUAUGUAAAACUAUAUCUACGUCAAGGUUUACUCCCUAUGAUGCAGAGCUGAUCCUCAGCACAGAUGCAUCUAAGGAUGCUUGGGGCGCCGAUCUACGAUUAAAAUCGAGACCUGACGUGCGUCUGGCAGCUAAAGGAGCUUUAUAUACAAACUCCACUCUAUCGUGGUCCAUCCCUAGGAAAGAGCUAGAUGCCCUUUAUCGAGGUUUGCUCUGGACCCGGGCAUUAUCGGUAUAUCUACCGAUCAAGAGCAUUUAUGGGGAGAACCAAGCCCCAUUGAGUAAGCUCAGCCCGGAGGUACCUAUCUAUCGACUGGUUGUGGCGAUCGACUCGGAGCUCACAGUAUAUCGGCUAAGGAGACCAUCGAACGAUACUCGACUUCCAGCACCUGAAAAAAGGCGGCUUCAAGCUAUACGUAAUCUAUGCGUUCAGCUCGAUGCCACGGUGCGACAUAUACCUUCUGGAUGCAAUCCAGCGGAUUCUGUAUCUCGAUAUGCAAUGGGGAGAGACUUCGAUGGCCACAAACUUAGUGAAGCUAUCGAUUCCGCUAGCGUGAUCUACGACUACCGAGAGGACACUUCUAGUGACGAAGGUUGCCAGUUCGAUAAGGACAUCUACUGUCAUGUCGCAUCAUGUAUCCACGAUCCUGAGCGGGAUCUGCUAUUCUCACCUAUCCCCUCCGUGACCGCGGGGUGCUGCGCUACGCUUGCACCGCCUACAACCGCUAACGCGGGGUGCUACGCUACGCUUGCACCGCCUACAACCGCUAACGCGGGGUGCUACGCUACGCUCGCACCAAACAACCUAUUACCCUGGGUCUACUCGGGCUCUUACACGAUCCUUAUCGGUAAGGACGAGGAAUCUACUUGA
Perkinsus marinus ATCC 50983 is the source of this 5718-nucleotide messenger RNA. RefSeq lists its product as hypothetical. Lineage: Eukaryota; Perkinsozoa; Perkinsida; Perkinsidae. The coding region runs from base 1 to 5718 and encodes 1905 amino acids. Gene Ontology annotation, biological process: proteolysis. Gene Ontology annotation, molecular function: aspartic-type endopeptidase activity; nucleic acid binding; zinc ion binding. The record is from RefSeq and is a predicted model, not a curated record. The transcript has 2 exons.